AUGCCUCCGUGUUACGGCGGUGAAACUAUAAUCGUGCUGUCCCUCUCGCGGUUCAGGCGAAGGCAUAUAAGGUGGGAUGUUGCGGUCUGUGCUUCAUCAGUCCCAAAUACACACCACGAGACCGCAAAGCGUGCAGGUUUAAGGUCGACCGUCGCCAUGGGACCUAACGCGAUCUACAUCGCCACGAUGUUGCUGAUAGUUGGCCUCGGCCAAGCGAAAACGUCCAGAAAGGAUCUGUCGAAAGCGAGCGCCCAGGCCGACGCCGUCGUCGAGUCUGCAAAUUUAAACGACGCGGAGGACCCUACCACGAAGAAAGAUAACGCGGGGGAGGAAGAUCGAUUGCCCAUUUUGCCACCGAUCAUUUUGCUGGACUUUGGGAACGACACGGACGAAAGCGUCGCGUCCGAGGAGAAGUCCAAGCGAACCGUGAACAGUGGCCUCGGUUACGGUCUCGAUAAGAACGCCCUGCAACCGAGGAGAUACAAUUACUAUUUUCCAGCUGGAAAAUCGGGAACCGCGGUGACCAUCGAGGAGUCGAUCAGCCCGUUUCUGCCCAAAACCAUCAUCGAGAAGGUUCAGCCCGUCAACCAGGGGGAGCAUUUCUUUUACGGGCCGCAACAGAACUCGUUCGUUUCACCGCCAGUUCAAAGUCAAGCUCAGGCACAACCGAACCUGCAGUACCUGAACUUCCAACAACCUGUCAGCUCUCAGCCGCCGUUUGGAUCGCGCACGAAGCCGCAGAAACCGUCGAACUACAAUUUCGGAUCGUACCAAAAGUACCUCCCUACGCCUAAACCGUCGGUCAGCUCGUUCGGGGCCCAGUAUUCGGGGUACAGAGGCAACGUGGCCCCGACUACCACGCAAUCGUCUUUCAUCCCGACGGAGAAUUCGCACACUGCAUCGUUCAACUACGUCACGCCGCGUCCGUUCCCCCAGAGACAGAACAUUCCAUCCAACGUAAACUCCCAGAACUUUGAAACCGUUGCACAAAGCGUCGAGUCGUCCACGAUCGCUCCCCCGAGCUACGACCCCCGUCUUCAGGGAUCAGGGCCCAGGUACACGCUGGAGAACGGAGUCCGUUACGAGAACAAAGUCUUCUGGAAGUACCCGGACGGUCGAGUCUCCGACGUUCCUCCGGCUACCUACGUGGAGUAUCCACAAUCUACUCAUCUGACGAAAUCCCAGCGACCCCAAUCGAUCUACGAAGCCACCACGGAGAGCAGCGUCCUCUCCCAGGGACCGGUGCAAUUCCCCACUGUUCCCGAGCAGAACGGACAGCAAGAGGCGAACCUGUUCGUCUCCUCGGAGUCGUUGUCCUCGAGCUUGCCUCAGCAGCAAGUGUACAGACUAGGUUAUCAGAACUUGCUGACACAGAGGCAGAACGCGAACCUGGCGCAACAACGGAAGCCCGCCAAUGGUUACUCCUUCUCGUCCGCGUAUUCCGGAAGAACUAAGCCGAGCCCCAGCAGUCAGAAACCUAACUACGACUCGCCAUACCGACAAAUCCCCUCCAGGUACGAGGCAAACAGCCCAAAUCCGGAGUACACCGACUCCUACGUGACGGAACCAACUGUCAACCACACGACACCCGUCACUAGCUUCUUCGGUUCGACGUCCAAGUAUAAUACAAAGGUGCAGAACUACUUGGACACGGUGCUAACAGCCGGCGAGGAGCCCAAGAAGCCGAGCAACAACGAUCUGAACAACUAUUCCAAUCUUCAGUACACCGAUCUGUUGAACUAUAACCCCUCCAUCUCGGAGUACAUCAGAAACCCGUCCUCCAUCCUGAACGUUCGACCGACUUUCGUGCAAGCUGGCAACUCGUUGAUCCCCGUCAUCAUCCUCAGAGUGGACGGGGCAUCUCCCAUUCAGACCAAGACCACGCAGAACAUCAAUUUGAAGGCUCUGCUUCAACAGUACUUGAUCCAGUACGCGAACAGCAUUCAAGAAUUGGCGCGACCCUCCACCUACGAUCUCGGAUCGGAAACCAUUGGCAAGGAUCAGAGCUCGGGGCUUGGUAAAAGUCCGGUGCUGGAUCUGAUUCGAUUGACGCAAGACGACGCCCGCGACGGACCCAGUUACGCUUCGACCACCUACGCCGGAAGAUCGAGUUACGAGGCCAGCAAUUUGGACGCUCCGACGGACUUCGCUGGCGGACAUUUUGGAGAACGCUCGACAACGCGGCAGAAAGUGAAGAACGUACAGAUAGUGGACGACCCGAGGUUCACGACCUACAAGGCAAAGAGCUAA
Messenger RNA from Colletes gigas, 2250 nucleotides. RefSeq lists its product as uncharacterized. The transcript is spliced from 2 exons. Lineage: Eukaryota; Metazoa; Arthropoda; Insecta; Hymenoptera; Colletidae. The record is from RefSeq and is a predicted model, not a curated record. Bases 1 to 2250 code for a protein of 749 amino acids.